This is a messenger RNA of Arachis ipaensis, 2078 nucleotides long. Lineage: Eukaryota; Viridiplantae; Streptophyta; Magnoliopsida; Fabales; Fabaceae. The record is from RefSeq and is a predicted model, not a curated record.
UCAAAAAAAAAAAAAACUCACUUUUUCUUUGUUCCCACCCCCCAACAAAAAAGCGUUCUUUUCCCACUUUUACACACAUUCACAAAGGAAACAAGAAAGAAAAGUAUAACUAUGUGUCAGGUAACAACAUCUCAUGACCUAAAUUGCAAUCUCAACUCUCCAAACAUGAACACCAACACAUUGACACUACCAUUGAUCUCCAAAGGAGGAGCAGCAGAAGAAGAAGAAGAAGAAUCUCAAUCAGAUAAUAGUAACAUCUCAGAGUCAUUAAAGGAAUUAAUAUCAAUAUCAAAGAUAGCAUUCCCAAUGAUACUGACAGGGCUAUUACUGUAUUGCCGUUCAAUGAUCUCCAUGCUGUUCUUAGGACAACUUGGGGAGCUAGCCUUAGCAGGAGGCUCACUAGCACUGGGCUUCGCCAACAUCACCGGCUACUCGAUCCUCUCCGGCCUAGCCGUGGGAAUGGAACCCAUCUGUGGACAAGCCUUUGGUGCCAAGAAAUUCAGCCUUUUAGGCCUAUCCUUACAAAGAACCAUUCUCUUGCUUCUCUUGACUUCAAUCCCAAUAUCACUCCUCUGGCUCCACAUGAAGCAAAUCCUUCUUCUUUGUAACCAAGAUGAGGCCAUAGCCAUAGAAGCACAAUCAUAUCUUCUAUUCUCAAUCCCUGACCUCAUAGCACAGUCUUUUCUUCACCCUUUGAGGAUUUAUCUCAGAACACAGUCCAUUACUCUGCCUCUAACACUCUGUGCCUCUUUCUCAAUUCUCCUCCACAUACCAAUCAACUAUCUCCUUGUUUCUCACCUCAACCUUGGAAUCAAAGGCGUUGCGCUUAGUGGGGUGUGGACAAAUUUCAACCUUGUUGUUUCUUUGCUUCUCUAUAUAGUCUUCUCAGGAACUCACUCCAAGACAUGGGGUGGAUUCUCUUCUGAGUGCUUCACAAAAUGGAAGCAGCUCUUGAAUUUGGCAAUCCCAAGCUGCAUUUCUGUGUGCCUUGAAUGGUGGUGGUACGAGAUCAUGAUCUUGCUGUGUGGUCUGUUAUUGAAUCCAAGAGCAACCGUAGCUUCAAUGGGGAUUCUCAUCCAAACAACAUCGCUGCUCUACAUUUUCCCAUCUUCUCUGAGCUUCAGUGUUUCCACAAGGGUAGGGAACAAGCUAGGAGCACAAGAGCCUUCAAAGGCGAAACUUUCGGCCAUUGUAGGACUCUCUUGCAGCUUCAUUUCUGGUGUAUCAGCACUGGCUUUUGCUCUAACUGUUAGGAACAUGUGGGCAAGCAUGUUCACAAGGGACAAAGAGAUUAUAGCAUUGACAUCAAUGGUGUUACCAAUUAUAGGUCUUUGUGAACUUGGUAACUGUCCUCAAACCACAGGUUGUGGUGUUCUUAGAGGGACAGCAAGGCCUAAAACAGGUGCUAACAUCAACUUAGGUUGCUUCUAUCUUGUGGGAAUGCCUGUGGCAAUUUGGUUAGGCUUCUUUGCUGGCUUUGAUUUUCAAGGUUUGUGGCUUGGCCUACUUGCUGCUCAAGGCUCUUGUGCUGUGUCCAUGUUGGUUGUUCUUCUUAGAACUGAUUGGGAUUUAGAAGCUCAAAGGGCUAAGAAAUUAACAGCUUCAUCAGCAUCUGUUGGAGGAGUUUGCAAUGAUGAUGAUGAUAAGAACAAAGAUGUUUAUCAUCAUCAUUAUGAUGCAGACAACAAGUUACCCAAACCUCAAAGCAAGGAAGAUUCUUUCUCAUCUAAUAAUUCAGAUGAACACCAACACUCUUAUUGGGUUUAAUUAGUUUUCCUUUAUCUUUCUUUUUUUGGUACAUAGAAUUUAAGGGUGUUCCACACCAAUUUAGCUCACUAAGAUCUAAACAUAUCUUCAAACUCAAUGGCUUGGUUCUUGUGAGAGAUUCUGAAAAAGAUAAAAAAAAAAAAAUAUUUGGGGAAUUUGUCUUUAGCUGUAUAGGGGAAGGGCAGGAGGCAGAGACUAGAGACAGAGGAUGACUUUUUUUUCUUUUCUUUUUCUUUAUUUUAAACUUUUUUCUUUUUUAAGUUGGGUUGGGAAAUUUUAAUAACACAUUGUUACUUCAAACUAAAAUGUUC